UCUACAACAUCUCGCAUCAUGUCUCAGAAGUACGAGUGGAUGGUCAUCUUGCCCGACAAUGUCGGUGCUUUGGACAAGAGAAUGGCUGUUAGAGAACAACACCUCUCCAACAUCAAACCCGACGCCGCAAGCGGUUUCUGGGUCCUAGGCGGAGCAAUGCUCGAAGACGUCCCCAAAGAAGGCUCGCCCCUGAAGAUCAACGGAUCGGUCAUGAUGGCUGUAGCAAGCUCCAAGGAAGAAGUGCUCGAAAAGAUCAAGAAGGAUGUUUAUGCUGGCCAAGGUGUUUGGGAUAUGGAUAAGAUUCAGAUUUUCCCUUUCAAGUCGGCUAUUAGA
Molecule: messenger RNA, 333 nt
Organism: Aureobasidium melanogenum CBS 110374
Lineage: Eukaryota; Fungi; Ascomycota; Dothideomycetes; Dothideales; Saccotheciaceae
Exons: 3
Source: RefSeq, a predicted model, not a curated record